UGAUUACGAAAUGUUAUUGGCUCUUGAUGAAAACAAUCAUACACAUCUUGGUGCAUCAAUUGCUCAUAUAGCGAACCUCCCGGAGUCCACGGUACAUAAUGAUAAUUGUGAAGUUUGUUCAAUUUGUCUUGAAACUCCAGCUAUUGGAGACACCAUGCGACAUCUCCCUUUCUUGCAAAAAUUUCACAAAGAUUGUAUCGAUCCAUGGCUGAGAAGAAGAAGAUCAUGUCCAGUUUGUAAGUCAGAUAUUUGAAUAUUUUUCUAUUGGCUCGAUCCAUCUUUUUCCAUCAUGAACCUGCUUGCGUUCUCAUCGUGACCAUGAAGGUAAAGUGAAAAUCUAGUGCCAUUAACAUGUUGUAAUUGGAGAAGUUUCCUUUUGUCUUUCCUAGUUCUGUUAAUUCCUAGCAUUUAAGGAGAUUUUUUUUUCUUUUUUUUCUUUCUUUUCUGUUGUGAUGUGUUUUGCAAAAUUUAGUACUUAAGUGGUCUUUUGGUUGACAUAUUCAUACACAAGAAGUUGAGGAAAUUCAACUUCCCGAGUUCGUAGUAAAUAGCAAUAUAUGCAGUUGUUUGAUUGGCAAAUGGCAAUAGCACAGGAAGUGCAAAAUUUUGCAUAUUUUAACUUCCCUCUGAUAAAGGAGGUUGCUUACCUAGCCGACGCCACCCCUUCAGGUAAGAGAACCUCCCCAUGUGGAAUAAAACUUCCUUUAUUCAACCAAAUCGAUUUCGGCACUUCCUUGGAAAGUUGGAAUGAAAUUCAGGAAGUGAUAUAUACUUACACCAAAUGACUACUUAAAUUCCUAAAACAAGUUGUUCUUGUAAAUGAGAUUUGGUAUAUAAACACCAAAUCAUGCCAAC
Messenger RNA from Spinacia oleracea (spinach), 855 nucleotides. RefSeq names its product E3 ubiquitin-protein ligase SDIR1-like. Gene Ontology annotation, molecular function: ubiquitin protein ligase activity. The transcript has 3 exons. Gene Ontology annotation, cellular component: nucleus. Gene Ontology annotation, biological process: ubiquitin-dependent protein catabolic process. The coding region runs from base 11 to 253 and encodes 80 amino acids. The record is from RefSeq and is a predicted model, not a curated record. Lineage: Eukaryota; Viridiplantae; Streptophyta; Magnoliopsida; Caryophyllales; Amaranthaceae.